Molecule: messenger RNA, 5730 nt
Organism: Gryllus bimaculatus (two-spotted cricket)
Lineage: Eukaryota; Metazoa; Arthropoda; Insecta; Orthoptera; Gryllidae
Source: the annotation of a GenBank genome assembly
AUUGAACCUGGCGCACCGACUCUGGUGUGUCACGUGGCCAACAGUAGUGGAAUGACGUGAUUUGACCAUUGUCAACGUGUAUGUGUGUUUGAAGAAAAGUCACGACUUGUCGUCACUUUCAGUCAUUUUCUAGUGUUGUGUCAUAUGUUAUGACGUAUAUCAUGUAUAUCAUCAUGAAAAAGAGCCUUGUGUUCGCUUGUGCUGUUGUCAAUGCAUGAAGCUUGUUCACUUUGGUUCACGUCUGUUAAACUAUUUGACUCAAAUGCUGUGUGAUUAAAACUAUUUUGUAGUCAUGUAUAGAUUAUUAAAUGACAAAUAAAAUACAAUAUUCAAUAACGACUGGAAGUACACGCUGUGGGAAUUGCUUUCCAACUCAAACUGACCGAUGUGAGAUUUAUUUGGAAGGAUGAAGCUACACCUACAUAACCACGUAGCGUUUCAUUAGAUCUGCAUCUGCGCUUAUAUUGUUGUAUGCAGGGGCUACAAUGUUAAAUGGGCAUCGAUUUUGAGUUGCAUCGAACAGUCGUUUUUAUUUUCGAUUUCCCAACACUUGAUGCUAUGGAUACAAAAAUGUUAGACUAACCAUGUUCCAAAAUCAUUGUGCGAGAAAUGCUCACCGUUACACAUUGUCGUGAUAUCGCCUUGUCAGUUUUUUUAUUCAUAUCGCUUUAAAAUGAGAUAAGUGAUAUUUCUGACAAGAAAUGGUCGAUGACGUAUUUAAAGUAAUUAUUUCCAAUAGCUUGAAUUAAAACAUGCGUACAGUUCUGAAUACGUGGCUAAGUCAUUGGGUAGUAUACGUAGAUAACUUGUCAUUAUUUUACUUGGUUAGUGUAGUGAUAUCGUUCUUAGCCGUGUUUGCUAGUUGGUGGUUUCACAAGAAAGAUACACGUGUAUUAAGUGACGACGUUAUAAAAGAGAGAGAAGCAUGUGAUACCGAUGAGCAGGAUCUCUUGAAGGAAGAAGAUAGUUUGGAAGAUGUUAGUUUAUUGAGACAAUUCAGAAAGGUUCGGCAAAAUGCAAUUGAACAGAAAAUAUUGUCUACAUUUACCUCAGAGCAGCUAGAAGAAGAAAGAAAGGCUGAAAAAGAACAGUUAGCAGCCAUUUUCCAGUUGCUGAAUGAAGAAAAAGAAAAGUUUCAAGUCAAUUCUAUGGAGGAAUUAGAAAGUCAACUUCGGUUAUACCGGCAGUAGUUCAGUGAUUGGUUAAAUAUCUAGAAUGUACCUGCAGCAUUUGUACCUCAUUAAAUAUGAAAUUGGAGAGUACUGUGACAUUACGCACCGGUAAUGCCGAGACGUCAUGAUCAUCAUCAUUUAAAAAUCAUUGCGUUUCCAGCUCGAUAUGCGGUGGAAAUAAAGCUGUGAAAAUGUGGAAAACUUUGUUACUCUAAGCGGCUGUUUGUUUGGCAUCUUCUAGCUGAUGCUUUGUUGUUAAUGUAUUAACCUUUUAUUUGCGUUUUGGGAGCAUCAAAGAAGUCCAAGGAAGGGACAAAACAAAAUUAACUGCUAAUAGUAAAUUAUCAAUUAUUGUGAAUUUUAUCAUCAUGGCUCGCCAAAGAAAGCCCCUCUCGGUAGAUCACUCUCACCAUAAAUAUGCCAAGAAAAUAACACAUCAUACAGAAAAGAAAAAUAACAAAGUAUCAUACUGGCGAAGAGGUGUUAUGAUUAUUUGUUUAGCCUUUGCAGGGUGCAUUGGGUACAUGGGAUAUUUAGAAACACGUGUAAAUACUCCCUUUGAUGAUCAAAAGAUGGUGGUGAAAACAGGACUUGCUGCACCUGAUGUAUAUUGGGGAAGUUACCGGCCGGGAGUAUAUUUUGGUUUGAAGACGAGAGAUCCAUACUCGUUAGUUUCUGGCCUGAUGUGGUAUUUUACAAGACACAUAGGAGCUGAUGGUGGAGGGAUCAGGCACUGGUGUGAACAAGGUGAUAAUUUGGAUCGCUAUGGCUGGAUUGAACAUAAUGGAAAGAAUUUUGGCAUUCAAGAAAUACAAGAUGGACCGUUUUUGAUUACUACUUCAUUUGUUAAAAGGCUAGGUGGUGACCAUGGAGGGGACUGGACAGCUAGAAUAGGAGUAACUUCAAAGGAUCAAAGAUUGGAAGGUGAACAAAUUUCAUUUCUGGUGUACACAGCAGUAGAAGAAAAAUCGAAAGGUUGGAUUAAGCCAGAGAGAGUUGGUAGUCAUAUGAUCACUGGAGUGAGAGGUGAGACUGAGGGACUAGGUCCAUUUUCAAUUAAAAUGUUCAGUAAUGUUGGUAAAGUCUUGCAUGAAUCUUAUUUAAGUACUUCCGCUAUGGGUUUGCAUCUUUUAAAAGAGACUGUCAUAAAUUCAUUGCGUCUGGCAACAGACAAACAGACAGGUAAAAAAUGGAUUUCUUUACCUGGAGAGUUGAACAGUCGAGGCCCUGAUGGUAAAACAAUAGAACCAAAUUUCAUUGUCACUCAAGUGACUGGUAGUGUUCCUUUUGAAAUUGAUGUUGUAUUUGAAUCCUCUAGUGUCUUAGAUCGUCGAGAGAUUCUCAGAGGGGAUGUAUACAGCAAGGAGUUACAGAAAUGGAGAGAUGAAUUUCACCACUCAUUUGAAGAGAAAUUCCAGCUACAAAGUAAAGGUUACAGUGAAAAAGAAAUAAAGUUUGCUGCAGCUGCUUUUAGCAAUCUGCUCGGUGGAAUAGGUUAUUUCUAUGGAUCAUCAAGGGUAGAAUCUUCUCAUACUAGAGGGCCUGUGCCAUAUUGGAAAGCAGCCUUGUACACAGCUGUACCAUCACGAAGCUUUUUUCCAAGAGGGUUUUUGUGGGAUGAAGGAUUUCAUGGACUUUUGAUUUCUAGUUGGGAUAUUGAUAUGGAACUUGACAUCAUAUGCCAUUGGUUUGAUCUUAUGAAUAUUGAGGGAUGGAUUCCUCGUGAACAGAUUUUAGGACAAGAAGCUCUCAGCAAGGUACCUGAAGAGUUUGUUACUCAGAGAAAUACUAAUGGAAAUCCACCAACAUUUUUUAUCACUUUGAGCUUUAUCUUGAAGAAAUUUGGGCACACACUUCAUGAAAAUGGACGUUUAGACACUUUGGAAAGACUUUUCCCACGACUUCAAGCAUGGUUUGAUUGGUUUAAUGUCACCCAGAUUGGUGAUAUGCCUGGUACAUAUCGUUGGCGUGGAAGAGAUGGUACUACAAACAGGGAAUUGAAUCCUAAAACCUUGACUUCUGGAUUGGAUGAUUACCCACGAGCAUCGCACCCGAAUUUGGAUGAACGUCAUGUUGAUUUGCGCUGCUGGAUUGCAUUGGCAGCAAAUACACUUGCUGAUCUUGCCAAACUAUUAAGUCGAAAUGAACAAAAAUAUGUUAAUACAUUCCAAUAUCUCUCAAAUAACAAUAUUUUGGAUGACCUACAUUGGUCACCUCUUUCUCAAUCAUAUUCAGAUUACGGGUUGCACACAGAUAUGGUUGAGUUAAAGAAGCCUCCUCCGAGCCGAUCUCAUAGUCACCAUCCUGCACAAACAGCUGAAAAAAUACGUGUUGUUUUGAAAGAUCCUGAAUUACGAUUUGUGGAUUCAACAUUUGGGUAUGUUAGUUUGUUUCCAUUUUUGUUGCAAUUAUUACAACCAGACUCACCAAAACUCGGCAAGGUUCUUGAGGAUAUUAGACGACCAGGCUUGCUGUGGACCGAGUAUGGGCUAAGAUCUCUGGCUAAAUCAUCUCCCUUGUACAUGAAGUGGAAUACAGAACAUGAUCCUCCUUAUUGGCGAGCACCAAUAUGGAUAAAUAUGAAUUAUUUAGUGGUAAGAGCAUUAAAGCAUUAUAGUGAAUUGGAAGGACCUUAUCAACAAAAAUCCCUAAUGUUAUACAAUGACUUAAGAAAAAAUUUGGUUAAAAAUAUUAUGAAAGAGUAUUAUCGUACUGGCUACCUUUGGGAACAGUAUAACGAUAAGACUGGGGAAGGGCAAGGUUCAAGACCCUUUACUGGGUGGUCUGCGUUAGUCGUCUUGCUUAUGGCUGAAAUAUAUUAAUAUUUACAAGGAUGAUUUCACUAUACUGCAGAGUGUGCGUGGAUGAGAUGGUCUUUUUCAGCGAUACAAAGUUAGUGUGAAAAUAGUGUAUCUAUAAUGUUUUAAAGACAUAUUCUUCUAAAAGUUGAUAUUUGUAGUUGAAACAUUGAAAUCCAAAAUUAAUUUUUUAAAUCAGUGUCUUAACAUUUCUCUUUUCUUAUUGAACUUGCCUUGGUGAAGUGAUAUGAAAAUGUCUUGUACAGUACUUUAAAAAAUGCUGAGAUAUGUUACCGAAGGUGCUGACAUUUUCUUGUAAGAAGAAUCUACUUUCUGGAGACUGUUCGUGAAGGAAACUGAAUGAUGACUGUGCAGAUUUCUGAUUUGAAAUACAGUACUUCAAUUGUUAUGUUAUUGAGCUUGAGUUAUGGUAUUGUAUGUAAUAUUUGUUGAUUCUCACACUUCCAGUGUCUUCCACCAGUAGGGGAUUAUGUACAAUAAAAUACUUUCCUGUCUCUUUUAAAUGUAAAUUAUUGGUGCAAUGUUUUAGAAAACAUUAAUUUAUAUUUGAUAGGGGUACCAAUCUUAGAGAACCUGUAAGUAAUAUCUGUGGCCUAUUACAUGAAAGUACAACACUCUAUUCUAUAUAUACUGUGCCUUUCAGGUUUUCAAGUUUUACUCAGAGGUUGUGUUUCGUAGUGAGAUUAUAUAUAAUUGACUUGCUCCUUAUUGAUGUUUUCUCAGAACAAAUUGUGAAUGGGAAAAUUAAAGUAUCUCAUAACUUUUUACUAAAUAGCAAUUUCAAUCUCCAGAAUCAGGGAAGAAUAAGAGGAAAAAUUUUUCAAAUGGAAAUUAAUUAAAUAAUUUGUUUGAUCUAUGUUUUAAAUAUUAUUUCAAAUGUUUAAUUUCUAUAUACAACUAGCAAGUGCCAUUAUACUUAAAAUUUGCACCGCAAAGAACAGAAUUGCUUGAAAACUAAAAUAUUGUUUUAUUUUGUAGCAGCAGCAGUAGUAGUAGUAGUAGUAGUAGUAGUAGUUAUUCAAAUUAGAAUUUAUUACAUUCAGUUAUUUGUAGCAAUUAAAAAUUUCAAAUACUGAAAUUAUAUUAAAAUAAUUCUCAACAUAGUAAAGGAAUGAUGUGUGAUAUGUGAGUGGUGCAAUAAAUUUCUUUCAAAAGGAGCAGAAAUGUAACAAAUAUUUUUACUUUGCUGCACUAAUUGUAGAUGUUUAUAAGAAAGUGGUAUUUCUGAGUUUUCAAGAAAAUCUAACCAAUUGCUUGUUUAUAUUAAGAAUAUCUUGACAACUGCCAUUUGAGUAGUUGAGUACAACAUAGCGGUUUAAACAUCCUAUCAACAAAACAAGUGGUUUUGCAUUGAUCCAGAUUCCAGUUAGUAAAAAUUUUAAAUUUCAAUACAGCAAGUCAGCUCUUUUUUCUUCUUAUAAUUGAGAAAUUCGGAUGUAUUACCUGUUGUACUCAAUGGCUCCCUUGAUACUGUGCCUGGCUAAACUCUGACUAGGAUAUCUCUCAGGAAUGCUAGUUACUUUCUCUUGUUAUUCACUUCCUGGUAGACUGUUUUCUAUGUUAUGUAUUUCAUAUAUAUACUAUUCAUGCUGACAGGUUAGUUCAAAAUGCUUAUAUGUUGCAAUAUGUAUUUAUUCAUAGUAGAGAUGUAUUUAAAUUAUACAGCACAAUUUCAUGACUUGAAUGGUUGAUGUAUUGUUUUUCAUUUCUGAAAAUAGAGAACUUUGAAAGUAAAGUCA